AUGGCUGUGUCCAAAUUUGUUCCUCCCGAGGGGAAUCAACGGAAGGUCAGGGUGGCCAUUGUUGGCGCCGGCAUCUCUGGACUAGCCGUUGCCAACGGCUUGCUGAAAGACCCAGCCGACAGGUUCGAUGUUCAGGUCUUCGAACGCGACACCAUUGCAUUCAACUCGGAGCGUGGCGGCUACCAGCUCCGUAUCAGCAUCAACGGCCUGAAUGCUCUGAAAACGAUAUCAGACCUCGAACUUUGGUCCUCGAUCCGCGAAGUAUGGGCCGGAGACGACGCAGCAGCACCUACGGUCGUUGAUCCCGACACUUUUGCGGUCCGCCUGCGCCUAGGCGAUCUCAAGCUGUAUCCCAAGAGUCAGGCCAUACCCAGACACGGACUGCGUGGCGCUCUGCUGCAGCCGUUGCUCGCUCAAGGGCGGGUUCACUUCGAUCACACCUUCACCCGCUUUGAACUCAUGCCGGGCGAGCGAGGCGGCGUGCAGCUGCAUUUCCAGGGUCACGACUCGCAGACUGCCGACAUUCUUAUUGCAGCAGACGGCAGCGGCAGCCAAAUAAACCAGCAGGUCGGCCUUCAAAACAAGAUAAAGCUACAGUCUCAGACCUUGAUCCAGUCUCGCGGCACUAUUUCACGAUCCGUACGCGAUGAGCUACCCGAGUCGCUCGUCAAAUCAGGCUCGGUGAUGUUCUUGGGUGGCACAGAUGCGACUGGAUUUGCAUCCGUCUACGACCCCAAGAAAGAUCCAGGUACCGGCGGCGCAGAAUCGUACACAUUGUUCUGGUCGAUCCUUGUGCCCAGAAAGCGUGGUGACGAGAUGGUAGCGAAAGCCGGCUCGAAUCCCCAGAAGAUUGUACCUCACCUUGUCGACUACUUGCGAAACGACCUGGGCUACGGCGAACCUUUGGCACUCAUCAUGCAAUCGGCGACUGACUACGUACGAACGGGCCUUGUGACCAGCUCCGUCAAGCCGAAGACGGAUUGGCGAAACGGCAUCGACAGAAACUCGCGAGUGAUCCUCCUCGGCGAUGCAGUACACCCCAUGACGCCGGGUCGGGGCAUGGGUGCAAAUCAGGCCCUGACUGAUGCUGCCAAUCUUGUCGAUCUUUUUCACCACACAAAUUUUGAGCAGGCUGUGCCCUCUGAUGGGGAGCUGGCCGCUCUAGUACGUACAUUCGACGCAGAGAUGUACACGCGAGCCUUCAAGAUGGUGAAGGCCAGUGAGGCCAUGACUUCGCUAGACUUGACGACGCUUUCGGGCAAAUCGAUGGCAACUUUCGUCGGAAUGGCUAUGGUCGUGAUGGGAUGGUUUGUUUCAGCUCUAGAGAUCGUUGGCUUGAAAGCCGAGAUGAAGCCAGACUACGUGUCGCAUGAGAAGUAG
Messenger RNA from Colletotrichum karsti, 1380 nucleotides. RefSeq lists its product as uncharacterized. The record is from RefSeq and is a predicted model, not a curated record. NCBI's taxonomy places the organism in Eukaryota, Fungi, Ascomycota, Sordariomycetes, Glomerellales, Glomerellaceae. The coding region runs from base 1 to 1380 and encodes 459 amino acids. The transcript has a single exon. Gene Ontology annotation, molecular function: FAD binding.